Molecule: messenger RNA, 3247 nt
Organism: Eremomyces bilateralis CBS 781.70
Lineage: Eukaryota; Fungi; Ascomycota; Dothideomycetes; Eremomycetales; Eremomycetaceae
Product: COPII component protein
Exons: 4
Coding region: 298-2898 (866 amino acids)
Biological process (GO): COPII-coated vesicle cargo loading; intracellular protein transport; endoplasmic reticulum to Golgi vesicle-mediated transport
Cellular component (GO): COPII vesicle coat; endoplasmic reticulum exit site
Molecular function (GO): SNARE binding; zinc ion binding
Source: RefSeq, a predicted model, not a curated record
CCGCCUGCAACCUGGCAUCAAAAUAUCCAUAUCCGCCGCACCUUGAAUUCGUGGCCAGAGGCCAUCUCUUAUCUCGACCAUUGCCCUGUUGGAGCCUGUGUAACUCACAUCCCACCUACUGUAAGAGUUUACAGCCCUACGAAUUUUCCGCAAUCGCAUCUCCGUCAUAACAACGCACCCGGUCAAAGCCACCAAACCACCCCCCAAUUCCACCGUCGUUCCUACGGCCCUCAAUUCGCUUUUGACCACUUCUUCUCCGAUAACCACGCCAUAAACCGCUCAUACCGUACGUUCAGUAUGGAAUAUGAUCCUCAGGCGGCGUCGGCCGCCGGCCACAAGAAGAAGAGGGCAUAUGCUCAGCAGGCCUACGAGUUUGGAGCCAACGCCGCUGGGCAACAACCCCCUCUGGCGCAAGCACCGCUCGCUCCUCAAGCGGGUGUAGGACAAGCGGGUGUAGGAUAUCCUGCGCCGCAAGAGCCUCUAUCGGCCCAAAUGUCUCAAAUGAACCUGGGUCCACAACCUGUUCCUCCACCUCAAAUGGCUCCUCAGAUGCAAGCUCCCCAGCCUCAAGGGUUGAUGAAUCAACUAUACCCGUCCGACCUACUCCAGACUCCAUUUAGCGUUCAUGAGCUGGACCUUCCUCCACCCCCGAUCAAUCUUCCUCCCAAUACAAGUGUCACUCCGUCACUUUUUGCCAACUGCCCGCCCAAGUAUGUUCGCUCGACGCUCAACACAGUACCCACGAAUAGCUCGCUGCUCAAGAAAUCGAAGUUGCCAUUUGCGUUGGUGAUACAGCCUUAUACCUCUCUUCAUGACGCCGAGGAUCCGGUCCCGAUUGUGCCAGAUCAGGUCAUCUCCCGCUGCCGUCGGUGCCGUACAUACAUCAACUCUUUCGUCACUUUCUUGGACCAAGGCCAUCGGUGGAGGUGUAACAUGUGCAACCUUACAAAUGACGUCCCUCAAGCAUUCGAUUGGGAUGCAACGCAACAGAAAGCCGUGGAUCGUUGGCAGCGUCCGGAACUCAACUACUCCGUGGUCGAGUUUGUUGCGCCUCAGGAAUAUAUGGUUCGAGCUCCUCAGCCGUUGGUGUACCUGUUCUUGUUCGACGUGAGUUAUGCGGCGGUUACGAACGGACUGCUGGCAACCAGCGCUCGGUGUAUCUUGGAGAGCUUGGAUCGGAUACCGAAUGCCGACCGUCGAACGAAAGUUGGGUUCAUCGCCGUUGACUCCAGUCUUCAUUACUUCUCGAUCCCUCGCGAUGAUGCCGAGAACGGGGAGCCUCGGAUGCUUGUGGUCAGUGAUCUGGACGAGCCUUUCCUCCCCACCCCUGAAGAUCUCGUCACCAACCUUUCCGAAUGUCGGGGCAAUAUCGAGAAAUUCCUCGAGAAACUUCAGUCCAUGUUCCAGGAAACGCAGAAUGGCUAUAGUGCGAUGGGCUCUGCAUUGCGAGCAGGCCACAGGCUGAUCUCCAACACGGGAGGCAAGAUCGUGGUCUUGACCUCGAGUCUACCGAACAUUGGCUACGGCAAAUUAGAGAUGCGUGAGGACAAGAAGCUUCUCGGGACCUCCAAAGAAGGUUCGUUGCUUCAGACGGCAAACAGCUUCUACAAGAGUUUUGCGGUCGAAUGCUCCAAGGUUCAGGUGUCCAUUGACAUGUUCCUCUUCUCUGCGCAAUACCAGGAUGUCGCAACGUUGUCGAAUCUCCCUCGAUAUACCGGUGGCCAAACGUACUUCUACCCUGGGUGGAAUGCAGCUCGACCGGAAGAUGCGAUCAAGUUUGCACGGGAGUUUUCCGAUUACCUAUCGUCAGAAAUCGGGCUAGAAGCCGUUCUUCGCGUCCGUGCCACCACCGGCCUGCGGAUGAGCUACUUCUACGGCAACUUCUUCAAUCGCUCCUCCGAUCUGUGCGCGUUCCCUGCGUUCCCACGCGACCAAGCAUACGUUGUAGAAGUCGCUAUUGACGAGACCAUAAAUAAGCCAUACGUCUGCUUGCAGGCAGCAGUGCUCCAUACUACAUGCAACGGAGAGCGCCGCAUCCGCGUCUUGACGCUCGCUCUGCCUACUACAGAGAAUCUGUCGGCAGUUUACGCGAGCGCAGAUCAAUCCGCCAUCACCGCGUAUUUCAGCCACAAAGCAGUGGAGAGAGCGCUCAGCAGUGGCACUGAGAACGCCCGAGACGCUCUUCAAGCAAAGGUUGUGGAAAUCCUCCAGACGUACCGGAAAGAGUUGGCAGGAGGGAACAUGGGUGGAGGCGGACUCCAGUUGCCAGCCAAUUUACGAGCCCUGCCGGUCCUCUUUUUGGGACUGAUGAAGAAUGUUGGUCUUCGAAAAUCCGCACAGAUCCCCUCCGAUUUGCGGUCUGCUGCUCUCUGUCUACUCUCGACCCUCCCAAUUCCUCUCAUGUUGCAGCACAUCUAUCCCCGAAUGUACUCACUGCAUGAUAUGCCGGAUAAUGCCGGCACUCCCGAUCCUGACUCCGGGGAGAUGGUGCUACCUCCGCCGGUCAAUCUCUCGUCUGAGCGGUUGGCUAAUUAUGGACUCUAUUUGAUCGACGAUGGGCAAACUCAAUUCCUCUGGGUGGGGUCGCAAGCGGUCCCUGCGCUCAUUGACGAUGUUUUCGGACUGGAAGACAAGACCCAGUUGAAGCAAGGCAAGACUCAACUGCCGGUGCUCGAGAACGAAUUCAAUGAACGAGUACGAGCGGUCGUCGAGAAGAGCGCUGAUGCCCGCUCAAAAGGAGUUGGGAGCAUUGUGGUCCCUCCACUGUAUGUGGUUCGCGAAGAUGGGGAGCCGAGCCUCAAGCUGUGGGCUCAGACUCUCCUAGUGGAAGAUCGUGCAGAUCAGGGUGUCAGCUUGAUGCAAUGGAUGGGGCUGUUGAGGGAGAAAGUUGUCCAAUGAUGCGUUUGAUUGUAUCGUAGCGUUUUCAAGUGAAUCUCGAUGAGUAUUAUGGUUCAUAAACCGACGGUAUACUAUGGACAUGAAUAGUGAAAUGCCAUACUCCUCGUUGGUCUUUCAUUGACUGCUCCCACCUUCAACCGUGAUAUCGACCACUUGCAAUCUCAGUGCGUGAUCACAACUACUUUCGCUUCCCCUUUGAUAUGAACGAGUCGGCACUCACACAUCAAACUUUCGCGCAUCUCGAGCCCUUGAACCACGACGUUCAUGAUGGAUAGCACAGGAAACAUCGCUGUAACGAAGUCGUCAUUAACUCUCCGCGUGCACAUAUGGCACUCUCUCCUCGGCUGAU